AUGAUUUCUACGAGCAUUGGUGAAUCCAUUCCCCCCAACACCAAACAUGCGGUUUCGGUGUGUCUGCCCACUUGGGCUUCAUCGGUAGGCUACGAAGAGGGCGAUCCCGAAAUUAUAGGUAAACUUACAACCGGAUACCCACGGUUUUUCAUCCACAAAUCUAUUCAAAAACUCUGCAACAACUUGGCGGCCAAGUUUGCCAAGGAAAACGAAACUUGUUUGGUUUUCCCCAGUUACCAGGUUGCCAAAAGAUGUCGUGAGUUUGUUAGAACUAAAAGUGAUGGCACAGCUCGUGUAAGAAUCUUGCAACUUGCAACUCCACCACCGGCAGUUGACGAAGAACGGGCUUGGCGUCGCGAAUGCCGCAUUUCUGUCGUUUUUGUCGCCAAGGAUUCAUUUCCCCUGCUUAAACAGUACUGGCAACACACCGGUGAAAUUGUCAGCAGCCGGAUGGCAGAAUAUGUUUUGCAAGAACUUUCGCUGGUAGAAAAACAGGAACAGAAUUACCAAAAACUGCCUGUGGGCGACAAAAUAGUGGCAGACGCCGAAAUUAAGGACGAGGAAGAUUUUAUUGAAAAACGGUUCGGCAGAAAUUUAGAUCUGUCAUCUGCAGAGCAUGCCAAGCUUCUGAUAAAGCGCAGAAUCGCUCGUAAGGUGGUUGACGUUGAUGUAGAGGAUGCGGAAACUUCCCGCAUGCAGGAACUCAGUAUCAACCCUACCAAUAAUACCAAUCCAGCUGCCGCAACGGUCACCUCAACAGACUCUAGUAUCCCUGCAGAGGAAAUCGAGCAAGAGGAGCAUGUUGUGGAGCCCACCCCGUCGGAAGAAGGCAUCCAUGUCAAUGCAGAUCAUGACGUUUUUCUAUUCCCCAGCGGCAUGGCCUCAAUUUUCACGGCUCAUAGACUUCUAUUGUCGUUAGACGCAUGUCGUGUACGCCGCAGAACCGCUUCGCAAAGUGACCGCGCCGACAGUCCGGGAACUUAUUCGCCAGGCGCCUUGAACUCAGAGGUUAUAGGCUACGGAGCGCCUUAUAAAAAGACUGUCAUGUUUGGAUUUCCCUACACCGACACACUCUCGAUUUUGAAAAAGUUCAACCACACACAUUUUCUGGGCGACGGUGACUGCAAGUCUAUGCAACAAUUGAAGGAGAUACUGCAUUCAGGGGAACAAAUCCUUGCCGUUUUUAUGGAGGCACCAUCCAAUCCGUUACUCAAAAUGGGUGAUUUGAUAGAGCUACGAGAAUUGUCGGAUGCAUACGGAUUUUACAUCGUUGUGGAUGAAACUGCUGGAGGAUUUGUAAAUAUCGAUGUUUUGCCCCAUGCAGAUAUGGUAUGCUCCUCCUUGACUAAAAUCUUCAGUGGGGACUCCAACGUAAUGGCGGGUUCACUGGUGCUCAAUCCACGUUCCCGGCUUUAUAGCUUUGCCCAGCAAUUCUUCCAAAGCGGAGACUUCGAGGAUUUGCUCUGGUGCGAAGAUAUCAUUUACCUGGAACGCAAUUCUCGAGAUUUCGUGUCUAGAACCUUGACGGUCAACAACAACACCAAGCAAUUGCUGGAUGACGUGUUAAUUCCCCAGGUGGGCAAGCUGUUCAAAAAGAUAUUUUACCCCAGUCUCACAUCCCCAGAGACAACCAAGAACUACGACGCUGUGAAGUGCGCUAAAGGUGGCUACGGCGGUUUGUUUUCCCUAACGUUCCACUCAGAGAGUCAGGCACACGCGUUUUUCGAUGCCUUACAACUGUGCAAGGGUCCAUCCCUCGGGACAAACUUCACGCUGGCGUGUCCAUACGCCAUUCUAGCGCACUAUACAGAGCUUGACGAAGUGGCCAAAUACGGUGUUGAGCGAAAUCUCGUUCGUGUCAGUGUUGGUCUCGAGAGCCCAGAGGCUUUGAAGGAAACUUUCAGACAUGCUGUUGCGGAGGCUGAGAGUGUCAAAUGA
Lachancea sp. 'fantastica' is the source of this 1938-nucleotide messenger RNA. Lineage: Eukaryota; Fungi; Ascomycota; Saccharomycetes; Saccharomycetales; Saccharomycetaceae. The record is from the annotation of a GenBank genome assembly.